UGGCUUAUUCUCAGUUCGACCCAGUUUGAAAGUGAACCAACGGCUCCAGUCGCAUCUUCAGCCCCAAAACAACAACCCGAACCGAUACCCAGAAAGCCCAGAGAUCCGGUCCUGGUUCCGGGCCUCCUACCGCCGCCAUCAUGAUGCGUAAAGAUGUCAACAAGCCGAAGGGGAAGACGUCGGCCUACGCCUUCUUUGUCCAGACGUGUCGAGAGGAACACCGCAAGAAAAACCCCGAGCAGUCGGUCAACUUUGCCGAGUUCUCCAAGAAAUGCUCCGAGAGGUGGAAGGCGUUGUCCCCCGGAGAGAAGAAGCGUUUUGAGGACAUGGCGAAGGCCGACAAGGUUCGCUACAACCGGGAGAUGAGGGACUACGUUCCGCCCAAAGGCUUCGGCAAGAGAGGCCGCAAGAGGAAAGACCCCAACGCCCCCAAGAGGCCGCCGUCGGCGUUCUUCGUGUUCUGCAGCGAGUACCGGCCCAGCGUGAAGCAGCAGUACCCGGGUCUGUCCAUCGGCGACUGCGCCAAGAAGCUGGGAGAGAUGUGGAGCAAACUGAGCCAGUCUGAGAAGCAGCCGUACGAGGAGAAGGCCCAGAAACUGAGGGAGAAGUACGACCGGGACAUGGUGGCGUACCGCGGCGGGGGAACCUUCGCCAGGAACCCGGACUCUUCAGCUCAGGGCGGCGAGGAAGAGGAGGAUGAGGAGGGCGAGGAAGACGAUGAAGACGAGGAAGACGACGAGUAGAGAGUGAGGAGAACGGGGUGUGUUUCAGAGACCGGACCGGUACCAUACGGGUCAGAGACCGGUCCAAUCAGACAGAUGGGUUCUGGUGACAGAACACUGUCACCAGAACCGGUCAGGUCCAAUCAGACCGGUACAGACUGGUUCUGAUGGAGGACAGCCUGAUCGGGUCCAGAACCUCUGUUCUGUUCCUGACCCGUUGGUCUGACAGGUUCUGGUUCUGAGCCAGCUGGGUUUAUCCCUCAGGUGUUGAUGAUCCAGAACCAGAAUGAUCUGGUUCUGGUUCUCUGACCCGUCUCAGAUCCAAAUGUCCAGCAGUACCAUUUCUCCUCCAGCAGGCGGCGCCUUGCGUCAUCAGAACCGGGUCAGUGACUGAGCCCUGUGGUUCUGGUAUGGGUGUUACCAUGGUAACUGACCAGUCCAACAUGUUUCUGCUUCACCAGAACCGGUCCAGAACCGGGUCGCUGUAAACCAGGAACCAGAUCCAAACGGUUGAUCAACUGGGUUAGAACCUCUGGCGCCGACCCGGUUCCAUAAAGGACAUCUGGGUCGGGUCAGAACCGGGUCAGGAUGAGCAGGUCGUUCCUGACCAGCUGACCCAGUUACCAUGGUAACCUGUUGUAACCAUGGUAACCAGUGGCUCCUCCCAGCUUCCCUCUGUAACUCUGAGGUCAUCAGGUCAGUGUGACCUCUGACCCCCAGCAGAACCACAGCCUGGUCCGAGUCAUGAACUCGGGUCUGGUUCCUGAUAGAGACACGGAGCGGCGCAGAGUUCUGACCCGGGUCAGAACCCAGGUCAGAACCUGGGUCCAGUUAGGUUCAUGUGGUAAAGGUUCUGGACCUGCAUAGCUUCAUUAAGCCCAGAGGAUCCAGAGCUGCAGCUGCUCUGGGCUGCCAGGCUCCGGCGCCCCCUGUUGGGCCCCCGACUCUCCCUGCCUGGAGGUCAGGGCCAACAGGAGGUGAAGCGUUUGGCCCAAGGACACAACCACAGACAGGAUGGGAAUUGAACCAGGAACCUCCCGAUUAUAAGACAAAACUCUGAACCAGGCAUCACGGAGUUCUGACCCGGUUCCAUCCGACCCGCUGAGUUUAAACCUUCUGACUCGUCUGACUCUGAAACACACACCUGGUCCUCAGUGUUAAUGUGUGUGUGAGAACAGUGUGUGUGUGUGUGUGUGUGUGUGUGUGUGUGUGUUAAACUGUCCAACAGUAGCCCCGCCCCCGUCACUGUUACCAUGGUUACCCCCCACCCCUUGUGUUUUUUCUGUCAGUAGAAACUGCAGCUUUUAUAAUAAAACUAUGAACUGCU
Molecule: messenger RNA, 2049 nt
Organism: Poeciliopsis prolifica (blackstripe livebearer)
Lineage: Eukaryota; Metazoa; Chordata; Actinopteri; Cyprinodontiformes; Poeciliidae
Product: high mobility group protein B3-like
Exons: 5
Coding region: 141-743 (200 amino acids)
Biological process (GO): regulation of transcription by RNA polymerase II
Molecular function (GO): DNA binding, bending
Source: RefSeq, a predicted model, not a curated record